Molecule: messenger RNA, 1891 nt
Organism: Acinonyx jubatus (cheetah)
Lineage: Eukaryota; Metazoa; Chordata; Mammalia; Carnivora; Felidae
Product: sialic acid-binding Ig-like lectin 13
Exons: 9
Coding region: 96-1787 (563 amino acids)
Biological process (GO): cell adhesion
Cellular component (GO): plasma membrane
Molecular function (GO): sialic acid binding
Source: RefSeq, a predicted model, not a curated record
GAGACAAGUUCCUCUUCUAUGGGCAGUCACUUUUCAGACAUCAGCCCUGGGCUUCCUAUCGGGGCUUCCUCCCCGUCCUCUAACACCAAGGCACCAUGACUCUUACCCCACAGAUGCCACCUUUGCUGCUGCUGCUGCUGCUGCUGCUGUGUGCAGGGUCCCAGUCUCAGGAUUCCAGAUUUCAGCUGCAAGUGCAGACACCCAUGAUGGUGCAGGAGGGCCUAUGUGCAUUCGUGCCCUGCAGUUUCUCUUACCCCUCAGUCCAAUACACUGAGGAGGACCCAACUCACGGCUACUGGUUCCGGGAAGGGACCAAUACAGAGCAGGGUGCUCCAGUGGCCACAAACAACCCCAAUCGUGAAGUGCAGCAGGAGACCCAAGGCCGUUUCCACCUCCCUGAAGACCUCAGGGACUACAACUGCUCCCUGGACAUCAGAGACGCACAGAAAAGGGACUCGGGGACAUACUUCUUUAGGGUGGAGAGAGGGUCUUAUGUGAAAUACAAUUACAUAGGGAGGAAAUAUCAUUUCAAGAACUACCGGCUCUUCCUGCAUGUGACAACUCUCACACGGACACCUGACAUCCACAUCCAGGGGCCCCUAGAAUCUGGCCAGCCCAAGAACAUUACCUGUAGUGUGCCCUGGGCCUGUAAGAGGGGGACACCCCCGAUCUUCUCUUGGAUCGGGGAUGCCCUCACCUCCCUGGGCCAUGGGACACACUUCUCCUCGGUGCUCACCCUCACCCCGGGGCCCCAGGACCAUGGCACCAACCUCACCUGUCAAGUGACCUUCCCUGGAGCUAACGUGAGCACAGAGAGGACCAUCCAGCUCAACGUGUCCUAUGCGCCCCAGAACCUGACCAUCAGCGUUUUCCCGAGAGAAGGCACAGCACCUGAGGCUCUGGGCAACGGUUCAUCUCUCCCAGUCCAGGAGGGCCAGUCCCUACACCUGGUCUGUGACCACAACAGUAACCCUCCUGCCAAGGUGAGCUGGACCCGGGGCAGCCUGACCCUGAAGCCCUCACAACCCUCAAAUCCCGGGAUCCUGCAACUGCCCCGGGCGGAACUGGGGGACCAUGGGAUAUACGUCUGCCGAGCUCAGCACCCGCUGGGCUCUUUGGAAGCAUCCCUGAGCCUCCUUGUGAAGAAACCCCCGAAGCUGUUUGGUCCCUCCUGCUCCUGGGAGGGUGAGGGGUUGCACUGCACCUGCUCUGCUCAAUCCCAGCUGCCCCCCUCCCUGCACUGGCGGCUGGGGGAGGGACUGCUGGAGGGGAACCACAGCGAUGCCUCCUUGACCGUCACCUCCAGCUCCGAGGGGCCCUGGGCAAACAGCAACCUGAGCUUCAUGGAGCCGCUGGGCUCCAGCCUCAGACUCAGCUGCGAGGCCAGGAAUGUGCAUGGGGAACAGAGCGCCACCGUCCUGCUGUUGCCAGGGAGACCAGGGCCCAGGACAGGUGUGCUUCAGGGGGCGAUUGGGGGAGCUGGUGUCACGGCCCUGCUUGCUCUGUGUCUCUGCCUCAUCAUCUUCUUCGCAGUGAAGACCUACAGGCAGAAAUCAACCGGGAAAGCAGUGCACAGGAAUGACGUCCAUCCCACAUUGAAUACAGUCUCCCAGGAUCACAGCCAGUCAGACAGCCGGUCAGACCCCCUUUCCCCAGCCUCAGCUGCCUUCCCUUCAGAGAAAGAGGGGAAGCUCCACUACGCCUCCCUCACAUUCCACGGGCUGAGGCCACACAACUUUCAGGACCGGGAGACCACCGAGUAUGCAGAGAUCAAGACCCAGAAAUGACGACCUCACCCACGGAGCCCAGACAGGGCAUCUCUGAGGAAAUGCGUGUCAGGCACUGAUGUUUUUAUUUUUAUUUUAAAACUUUUUUAAUGUUUAUUUAUUUA